Molecule: messenger RNA, 2272 nt
Organism: Oryzias melastigma (Indian medaka)
Lineage: Eukaryota; Metazoa; Chordata; Actinopteri; Beloniformes; Adrianichthyidae
Exons: 8
Coding region: 69-1808 (579 amino acids)
Source: RefSeq, a predicted model, not a curated record
AUCAGAACGCAGCUUUCAGGCCACGUGACCUUGCAGCCCAACAAGACGACAACCCGAACGGCAACAGCAUGGAGGUGUCUCCGUUCAGCUUCUUCCCGAGGAGGUGCUGGACGGAGGAGAAGGAGAAGGUGCUCAUCUCUUUUUUCUCCAAGCACACCUGCCUCUGGGACCACAAGUCAGAGAGCUACAAGAACCGCGAGCUGCGGCAGCAAACCCUGGAGCACCUGAGGAUCCUCCUGUCUUCUCACCCGCCGCCUGUCCCUUUCACAGUGGAGGAAAUCAAAGACAAGUUCAAAAACCUGCGCACCACCUUUCAGCGCCAGUACAAGCUUGUUCAAGCCAGCAGACAGUGCAGCGUGGACGAGGUGUUCGUGCCUCAGUGGAAGCACUACCACCAGCUGCUGUUCCUGCAGGGCUGCUGGGAUCUGGACGCCGCCGCAGUCCAGCCGCUGCAGUCGCCGCCGGCUGCACAGCCAGAGCACAGCCAGCCCGUCCUCACCUCAGGACUCGUCGCCUCCUACCUCCCCUCCUCCUCCAGCGUCUCCUCCAACAUCACGGUGAAGUCUUUCUGGACUGAAGAGAGGGAGCUCACGCUCAUCUUAUUCUACUCAGAGCACAGCUGUCUGUGGAACAAGAAGUCUGAAAACCACAACAACCGUCAGCUCAGACAGCGGCUGCUGGAGUCGCUGAGGGAGCAGCUGUCCGAUCACUCCGUGUCGUUCUCAGUGGAAGACAUAAAGUGCAAGUUCAAAAACCUGCUAACUGUCUUCAACUGGGAGUACAAAGCAGUUCAGGCGAGCAAGGCCUCUGACAAACCCUAUGUGUCCAAAUGGAAACACUACCAGCAGCUCCUCUUCCUCUGCCAGUCCUGUGAGGAAGACAGUUCAGCUGAUGAUGUGCAGAUACUGAUGGUGCAAGAAAGCAAGGAUGUCAAACCUGAAAAGGUCAAAGCAUCCCCUCAGGCAGCCUCGCCGUCCAGGUGUCCGUCAGACCGAGUGCCGUGUGGAAACCGCUCCCUGCUGAGCGCGCCGGCCAACAGCCGGCUGAGCGCUGACCCCCGUUGUCUGUGGAGCGAGGCCAAAACUCAGCAGCUCAUUUCCUUCUACUCUGAGCACACCUGCCUGUGGAACCACAAGUCUGGAAACUACAAGAACCGUCUGCUGAGGCAGAGCCUGCUGGAGACACUCAGCCGCCUCCUGUCAGAGAACGAGCCGGUGGCGUUCACAGGUAUCUGCCAUGUAGAAGACAUAAAGACGAAGUUCAGGAACUUACGGACCGUCUUCCAGCGGGAACACAAGGUGGUGAGCUCCAACAAAACCUGCGGCUCCGAGGACUUCUACCUCUGCAAGUGGAAGCACUACCACGAGCUGAUGUUCCUGUGCGACUCCUGCGACGAGAAGGAGCCGUCUGAAGACCUCCACGUCCUGGAGCCGCAGCAUCUGGACAGCCCCCCCUCCCCGCAGUACCACCCUGACAACACAGCCGACAGCAGCCCAAACACCACGGGUCUCCAAGCCCAGCCCUCAUCCACCCUCCCAGACUCCCAGCUGUCCUCCUCGCCGUCCUCGUCCUCCUCGUACACGGAGAGCAGAGGUCCGGGGAGGAAGCGGGCCCGCCAGCCGGAGGCGGACUGCACCGGCGAGCUGUUCGACAUGAUGAGGACGGUGUGCCAGAACCAGACGGCGUCGCCGCAUGUUGGCUUCCUGAAGUACGUGGAGGAGUGUCUGAACGAGAUGCCGCCGGCGAAAGUCAAGAAGCUGAAGAAGAAGAUCAUUGACUUGAUUCACAGCGUGGUGGAGGAUGGGUAGUGAGACUCCUCCCACUUUUUAUCACCACCAAAGUGUUUGCAGUGGACCAUUACUCUGGGGGGGCAGGGCUGCUGCUACUUGAUGUUAUUUUGUUAAACGUCCAAAAAGAAUCAAACCCUAAAUGUUUGCUCUGGACUCUGUGAGCCCAUCAGAGACGGAACCAAACCUUUGACCAGAUUCUUUGGGUCUGACGGUCAUAUGGGAUAAAUGCAUAGACUAAAGUCAAGUUGGUGUGCCUCUGACCUGCAGACCAUCAGAGCCGGCAGCAGAGGAAACUGGUCAUCCUGUCCUGGAAGAGCAGCAGUUCAGAACUGUGAGGAAAAAGUGAGGAGUGAUGGAUCCUCCAUAAAUCUAUUUCAGUGCCUUGUCACAAUCAGGAACCAUGGCCUAAGAACUCUUCAGAAUGUCCUGUUACAUGUUGUAUAUUGAACGAACAUUUCUAAAUAAAAAGUGUGAUGGCUUCA